GAAGUACAAAGAGCACAGAAGAGUUUCAGUGUGGUUUGUAAUGACCUUCUGUGGUAUAUUGUGAAUAAGGCUCAUAUAUCUGGCGGUUGUGUGGGUUAUUAUGCUGUGUUUUUCAGAUUAGCUGUGUGCGGGUGUGAUGGAGUCGUCAGGCCCGAGCACAGCCGCUCCAGAGUUUGACGUGUACGGGGCGAUGGACUGGAAGGACGGAGUAGGAACACUGCCUGGCAGCGAGCUCAAGUUCCGGGUGAAUGAGUUUGGGGUCCUGGAGGUCAUAACGGACGAGAUGGAGGAGGAGAGGGGCAAGAAAGCUCACGCCACCACCACAUGGAGCGUCCCCACUGCACAAGAGGCUGUCUCUGAGGGGCCGGUCUCAAAGGAGGAGACGGCGUGGGCUCAGCGAGGCCUGGUGUGUGUCCGCUGUAACAGGAAGGGCUCCGUGGUGGACUUCCUGUCUGACGGGCUUCACUGCAGCGAGCGCUGUCUGCAGCAGGAGCAGCAAGAGUUUCAGUUCAGGGUUUUUGAGGGUCUUAAAAAGCCUCAAGUUGCCCUUUCACAAAUGAAGGCCCUUAAAAAGGAAGAGAAAGAAAGCAGGCGACCGGCACGUGGGGCGACGAGAGGCCGCAAGAAACGCAGAGGAGACGCAGCACUGCUCAGAUACACGGUUCCGUACGGAGGCAAGAAGAAGGCGUGGUGUUGGGCCUCGUACCUGGAGCAGGAGAGAGCCAUCGCUGCCCCCAGUAAACUCUUCAAAGAGUAUCAGUCAUUUCCACAGUGUAAGAAUGGCUUUAGGGUUGGCAUGAGACUGGAGGGUAUCGACUCUGAACACCCUUCCAUGUACUGCGUCCUUACCAUCGCUGAGGUGUUAGGACAUCGAAUCAGACUGCAUUUUGAUAAGUAUUCAGACUGCUAUGACUUCUGGGUAAAUUCCAGCUCUCCUGACAUUCACCCAGUGGGAUGGUGUGAGAAAACCGGACACAAGUUGCAUCCACCGAAAGGGAUGAAGGAUGAAGAGUUCAGCUGGUCCUCCUACUUCAAACUAAAUAAAAUACAGACCGCACCCAAAGCCCUGUUUCAGAAUCAGAACAUGACCGUGACGCCGUCAGGGUUUAGGGUCGGUAUGAAGCUGGAGGCCAUCGAUAAGAAGAAUCCCUCGUUCAUCUGUGUCGCCACGAUUACAGACAUGGUGGAGAGUCGAUUCCUGGUGCACUUUGACAACUGGGAUGAAAGUUAUGACUACUGGUGUGAUGCAACAAGUCUUUAUAUCCAUCCGGUUGGCUGGUGUCAAGAGAACGGCAGGACCCUCACCACCCCUCCAGGAUACCCUGAUGUGAAGAACUUCUCCUGGGAGAAAUACUUGGCAGAGACCAGCUCAUUACCAGCUCCUGCUCGAGCCUUCAAAGUGAAACCUCCUCACAGUUUCCAGCUCAAUAUGAAGUUAGAGGUGGUCGACAAGAGGAAUCCUGCUCUGAUCCGAGUGGCCACAGUGGUUCAUACGGAUGACCAUCGACUGCGGAUCCAUUUUGAUGGCUGGACAGAAGAAUAUGAUUUCUGGAUCGAUGCAGACAGCCCAGAUAUUCAUCCUGCCGGGUGGUGCGCCAAAACCGGACAUCCACUGCAGCCGCCCAUCACUCCUCAGGACAUGUUUGAGACGUCUGAGCAGGGCAGCUGUCCCACGCCAGGCUGUAAGGGAGUGGGUCACAUCAAAGGAGCCCGCUACUCUGGACACCACAGUGCCGUGGGUUGCCCGUAUUCUGACAUCAACCUGAAUAAGGACUCGGUUCUGCCGGAUCGCUUGAGCGGAGAGAUGCCGGGAAGCGGAGUGGGUCGGCCAUGCAGAGCAGAACCAAGCGCAGAGAUUUCAGCUGACGCUAAUGACAAACCCGUCACCUCUGCCCCAUCACACCCGGAGAAACCCAGCACGGCAAGCGCUGCCAUGGAAACGCCGCCAAAGAAGCCCGUUGGCACGGAGACCAAGCGAAGGGUUGGUCGGCCCUGUAAAGUUCGGAAGGUCGAGGAGCUGCCGCAGGAAGAGGAAGUGGAGAGUGAGGUGUCAUCAGUCACCGAAACCAAAGAGCUGACUCUACAGCAGGCUUUGCACCAGUCUGUGUUCAUGCCGUGUUCCAGCCCAUCUCCCAGCAUGCAUCACUGCUGGGAUCAGCACAGCAAGCUCCUUCCAACAGUGGCAGGCAUCACGGCCAGUAAAGUGGCAGCGUGGAGCGUGGAUGAGGUGAUCGAGUUUAUCCAAGGACUUCCAGGCUGCAAGGAGCAAGUGCGCACCUUCAGAGAGGAGCAAAUUGAUGGCGAGGCCUUCCUCUUAUUGACUCAGGUGGACCUGGUGAAGAUCCUCAGCAUUAAACUAGGGCCGGCUCUCAAAAUAUACAACUCUAUACUAAUGUUUAAGACCACAGAAAACUCUGCCUGCAACGAACUCUGACCAGACAGACCGACAGCCAAGAGAGUUCAGAACUGCUUCAGUCAAAGGGCUCGUCAUGAAGAUUCAUACAGUACACACCACACUAUUAUGCAUGACCAACACGAUGUAGAUAAUGUCCGAAUGAGCAGGUGAAACACAUAUAAUGACAUUCAGAAUUCAUUCAGACAGACAGCCCAAGAACGUCUCUGCGCUGUCAGUAAUAAUCAUAUUUGUACGCACUUAUUAACUCACAUGAUGAUUUCAUGUAGUCCCCUUUCAUCAUAAUGUCGGGGAGAAUGUAUAUUUUACUGAGGAGUUAUGGGAGCUAAAUUCAGGUGCUAAACGAAUGCAGUUACAUGCACUGAAGAGCCGCACAAUGUCUGCUUUUGACUCUCGUUGUUUCCGUUACAACUCCUUUAAUUCAUAGCUGUAGAUAAUUUAAGUGUUUGGAAAGGGUUCUGGAUGGAGGACUAGCAGAAUGGGGUUGAAUAUUCGAGCAUUAGAUAAACACACGGAUCCUCUUUGAUUGUUUGUUUCCAGUGUGCUGUGAUGCCAUAUUAAUGCAUCAUGCCACAGUCCUUCAUUACGGUUACAGUCAUGGAUUUUAUGAGUGGAGACUAAAAUAGUAGGGUAGUGCUCUUUCUUUAUUUGUUUUGAUACAAUGGAUGUAGAAAUGGAGAACGGAGAGUAAAACUACACUCAAGGCACAAAUAAUAAUUGUGAGAGCCAUAUUGGUAUUUUGUAAUAGAAUGUAACUUAAUAUUCAGAAUGCCUUCAUGUGCACAGUGUAAGAAGAAAUAAUAUUUCAUUAAUAUACAAACGUGAGUAUUAAUUUAGUUUCUGUUGCUGAGGUAUGCAGCAUUUAAAAUACAUGAAAUGUCCCAUCUAUUUAUUUAAGUUGAAUACUUUGACUAUUUAAAAAACAAUGUGCUGAACACGUCAUUGUGGACAUGUAUGUUAACAAACCUAAACAGUUUGUGUUGAAAUGCUGUUUUUACUCACUUUUUAAAAUGAGUAAACUCACUGCACUCGGCUGGAUGAUUUCCCAUAUUCAAAACUCAUUUAUCAUGUCAAUUUUUCUCAUGCCACGAGAGCGUAUAAUGAACUGUUAGUUUGGGGAUUUCAAAUUUAAAUA
This is a messenger RNA of Sinocyclocheilus rhinocerous, 3548 nucleotides long. Its product is annotated as lethal(3)malignant brain tumor-like protein 3. The record is from RefSeq and is a predicted model, not a curated record. Gene Ontology annotation, cellular component: nucleus. Gene Ontology annotation, molecular function: chromatin binding; histone binding; zinc ion binding. Bases 137 to 2434 code for a protein of 765 amino acids. NCBI's taxonomy places the organism in Eukaryota, Metazoa, Chordata, Actinopteri, Cypriniformes, Cyprinidae. Gene Ontology annotation, biological process: negative regulation of DNA-templated transcription. The transcript is spliced from 21 exons.